Molecule: messenger RNA, 961 nt
Organism: Coccidioides posadasii C735 delta SOWgp
Lineage: Eukaryota; Fungi; Ascomycota; Eurotiomycetes; Onygenales; Onygenaceae
Molecular function (GO): NAD binding; oxidoreductase activity, acting on the CH-OH group of donors, NAD or NADP as acceptor
Source: RefSeq, a predicted model, not a curated record
AUGCUCUCUGUCCUCCCAAACUCUUUGAAGUUUAUCUGUCAUAAUGGCGCUGGAUACGAUAACAUUGACGUCGACGCUUGUACAGAAAAAGAAAUUUUGGUGUCGAGCACACCGAUUGCUGUCAACAAUGCCACUGCGGACAUUACUAUGUUUUUGAUGAUCGGCGCACUUAGGCAAGCGUAUAUUUCGAUAUCUUCAAUUAGAAAUGGCCAAUGGUUUGGAAAAACAACGCUUGGGCACGAUCCGAGAGGGAGAACUCUUGGUAUUUUAGGGAUGGGGGGUAUUGGCAGGGAAGUAGCCCGCAGAGCCAGAGUAUUCGGAAUGAAUAUCAUAUACCAUAACCGCCGCCGACUCCCACGGGAAUUAGAAGGAGAUGCAACAUAUGUCUCUUUCGAUGAUUUGCUCUGCAAAUCAGAUGUUUUGAGUCUCAAUCUAUCACUGAACGCCUCCACGCGGCAUAUCAUUUCUGGUCCUGAGUUCGAGAAAAUGAAAGAUGGUGUAGUGAUUAUCAACACAGCCAGAGGGGCUCUGAUUAACGAAAAGGCUCUUGUUGACGCUUUGAAUUCCGGAAAGGUUUUCUCCGCCGGCCUAGAUGUUUUUGAGAAUGAGCCUUCUGUUGAACCAGGUUUGCUCAACAACCCAAGGGUCAUGUUACUUCCGCACAUCGGGACCACCACUCUCGAAACCCAAAGGGAAAUGGAACUCCUCGUUCUCGAGAAUCUAAGAUCCUGUCUUGAAAAGGGCACAUUGGUCACGUUGGUGCCAGAGCAACGAGAUGCUUUGCAUCAAGUUAAUGGACAUGAGAAUGGGCAUGUGGAGCGAAAUGGGCAUCUGAAUGGAUGGAAUGGAGUUCAUAUAUAGGGUGAGAAAGGUCAUGGGACGGUGGUAAGCGGAGUCAGGGUUUAUGGCUUUAAAUGUGUAUUCCAUAUAGGGUAUAUAUAUGUGGUUACAUAGGUAGAUU